This is a messenger RNA of Zingiber officinale, 370 nucleotides long. RefSeq names its product mitochondrial import receptor subunit TOM5 homolog. The record is from RefSeq and is a predicted model, not a curated record. Gene Ontology annotation, cellular component: mitochondrion; mitochondrial outer membrane translocase complex. Lineage: Eukaryota; Viridiplantae; Streptophyta; Magnoliopsida; Zingiberales; Zingiberaceae. The transcript is spliced from 2 exons. Bases 57 to 221 code for a protein of 54 amino acids.
CUCCGGCGAAAAGUGACCCGGUGUUACUGAAACCCUAAAACUGUAACCAAAUCGCGAUGGCGAAGCCUACUGCCUCCUUGGAGAAGAUUAAGGAUUUCUGGAACUCUCAAAUCAAUGACGAGGCCAAUUGGGCCUUCAACAUGAAGCUUCUACGCGCUGUUGGCUUGUUUGGCGGAUCGAUAUUCAUAAUGCGCAAUUUUGGAGAUCUUAUGGCUAUCUGAAGAGAUUAAGAGUUGUGUUCAAUGGGCUGGGCAAAAAUUGUUUGUCCCACUGCUAUUUCUAGGAUUUUUUGUGUUUGAUAUGAACUUGUCUUCUAUCUGGCGUGUUAGGGAUAUAAACUCUAAUGAAUAUCAAUAUACCAUUUUGGAGA